Messenger RNA from Phycodurus eques (leafy seadragon), 5219 nucleotides. Its product is annotated as vinculin-like. NCBI's taxonomy places the organism in Eukaryota, Metazoa, Chordata, Actinopteri, Syngnathiformes, Syngnathidae. Gene Ontology annotation, biological process: cell adhesion. Gene Ontology annotation, molecular function: structural molecule activity; actin filament binding. The record is from RefSeq and is a predicted model, not a curated record. Gene Ontology annotation, cellular component: actin cytoskeleton.
AGUACCAAUCGUCCUCCGCCAGCACAGGCACGGAGCACCGGAGCAAGCUGCGUCUUCGCCGCGAUUGGGGGGAGGGCGGUGAUUCCUUCUGGCACGAUUAGGGUAGAUCCCACCGGAGGAACCCGGGUCCAGCUUUGACCGUCACAGCGGACGUGGGUUGUUGCUCCUCCCGCUAGUUAGGAGUGAAUAAAAAGCAAGAAAGCGAGGCUUCGGUGCAAGGAAGCCACCGACCACCUUUUUUUGUGUGUGUGUUGGGGGGCUGCGGUAAAAGUCGGUGACCAUGCCGGUUUUUCACACCAAGACCAUCGAGAGUAUCCUGGAGCCGGUGGCCCAGCAGAUCUCUCACCUGGUCAUCAUGCACGAAGAGGGUGAGGUGGACGGGAAAGCCAUCCCGGACCUGUCCGUACCGGUGCAGGCGGUGCAGGCUGCAGUCAGCAACCUUGUGCGGGUUGGGAAGGAAACGGUUCUAACUACAGAGGACCAGGUGCUAAAGAGAGACAUGCCGCCUGCAUUCAUCAAGGUGGAGAACUCGUCUUCUAAACUGGUCCAAGCGGCUCAGAUGCUGAAGACUGACCCCUACUCAGUUCCUGCUCGGGAUUACCUCAUCGACGGCUCGAGAGGGAUUUUGUCGGGCACGUCUGACCUGCUGCUUACGUUCGAUGAGGCCGAGGUGCGUAAGAUAAUCCGCGUGUGCAAAGGAAUCAUGGAGUAUUUGACAGUAUCUGAAGUGGUGGAAACCAUGGAGGACCUCGUCACGUACACUAAAAACCUGGGCCCAGGGAUGACCAAGAUGUCAAAGAUGAUAGAGGAGCGACAACAGGAGCUGACACACCAGGAGCAUAGACAGAUGCUCAUCAACUCCAUGAGCACGGUCAAAGAGCUGCUGCCUGUCCUGAUAUCAGCGAUAAAGAUUUUCGUGGCAACCAAGAGCGGGCGUGGCGCCGGCAUUGAGGAGGCCGAGAGGAACCGCCGCUUUACCUUCGAGAAGAUGAGCGGCGAGAUCACUGAGAUCAUCAGAGUCUUACAGCUCACCACGUGGGACGAAGACGCCUGGGCGAACAAGGAUAUGGAAGCACUGAAGAGAUCUUUGGCUUUGAUUGAAUCGAAGAUGAUCCAAAUGAAAAGUUGGCUGAAAGACCCCUAUGGACAACCAGGAGAACCCGGCGAGGUCGCAUUGCGUGUGAUUCUGGAUGAGGCGGGAAAGGUGGGAGAGCUUAGUGCUGGGAAGGAGAGGAAGGAUAUCCUGGCGACACAUAAAGCUCUGGGACAAAUGACAGACCAGAUUGCAGAUCUUCGAGUCAGAGGCCAGGGUCCGAGCCAGGGGUGCGUGCAGCGUGCAGGCCAGUGCUCUCAGGGCUUAGACUUGUUAUUUGCAAAAGUGGAUAGUGCUGCUCGCAGACUGGAGGCUCUUAUCAAUGCCAAGCAAGCAAUCGCCAGGAGGCUGGAUGCGGCACAGGCCUGGUUGGCCGACGCUAACGGUGGUCCGGAGGGCGAGGAGAACAUCAGGGCGUUACUGGCAGAGGCCAAACGCAUUGCCGACCUGUGCGAGGACCCCAAAGACAGGGACGACAUCCUGCGCUCCAUCAGUGAGAUCGCAGGCCUCACCUCCAGACUUGUGGAGCUUCGCAAACAAGGUAAAGGUGACAGUCCAGAGGCGCGUGCUUUGGCAAAACAAAUCGGGGCGGCCCUGCUGACCCUGCAGGCCAAAACCAACCGAGCUGUGGCCAACAUGAGGCCCGCCAAGCCUGCAGUCACCUUAGAGGGCAAAAUGGAACAAGCUCUGCGCUGGGUCGCCAACCCCGGAGUGGAUGACAGAGGUGUAGGUCAGGCGGCUAUCAGAGGGAUGGUUGGAGAAGGCAGGAGGCUGGCAGGAGGCCUCUUGGGGCCAUACCGCCAGGGCAUGAUGGGACGCUGCGACCGGGCAGAGGCUCUCAUGACAUCUUUGGCAGACAUGGCUGGCAGGGGGGAAGCAGAGGCCCCCCACGCUCGAGCAACUGCCGUGCAGCUACAUGACAGCCUCAAGGACCUGAGGCAGAAAAUGCAGGAGGUGAUGACCCAGGAAGUAUCUGAUGUCUUCAGUGACACCACAACCCCUAUCAAAUUGCUGGCUGUAGCUGCGACCUCUCCCCCAGAUGCCCCCAACAGAGAGGAGGUUUUUGAGGAGCGCGCUGGGAACUUUGAGGCCCACGCGGGUCGUCUCGGGGCAACAGCUGAGAAGGCGGCUGCUGUGGGAACAGCCAAUAAGAGCACGGUGGAGGGGAUUCACGCUGCAGUCAAACAUGCUCGCGAACUCACGCCACAGGUAACUUCUGCUGCUCGGAUCUUGUUGAAGAAUCCUGGGAACAAAGCAGCGUACGAGCAUUUUGACACCAUGAAGAACCAGUGGAUCGACAAUGUAGAGAAACUCACAGGUUUGGUGGAUGAGGCCAUAGACACGAAGUCGCUGCUCGACGCCUCCGAGGAAGCCAUCAAGAAAGACAUCGACAAGUGCCGAGUUGCCAUGGCGAAUGUUCAGCCCCAAAUGCUUGUUGCCGGGGCGACGAGCAUCGCACGGCGAGCCAAUCGGGUUCUGCUGGUGGCCAAGAGGGAAGUGGAGAACUCGGAAGAUCCGCGCUUCAGGGACUCUGUGAAACACGCGUCAGACGUCCUGUCGCACACCAUCUCCCCCAUGGUCAUGGAAGCCAAAGCGGUGGCUGGCAACAUACAAGAUAAAGGGCUGCAGAAGGCCUACUUGGACUCUUGUCUGAGGAUCCUGGCCGCUGUGGGAAAAGUCAGAGAGGCCUUCCAGCCUCAGGACAUGGACUUCCCCCCUCCACCACCUGACCUAGAUCAGCUCCAACUGAGCGAUGAGCAGGCACCACCCAAGCCGCCCCUGCCAGAAGGCGAGGUGCCGCCCCCGCGCCCUCCUCCUCCCGAGGAAAAGGAUGAAGAGUUCCCGGAGCAGAAGGUUGGAGAGGUCGUCAGUGAGCCAAUGAUGGUCGCCGCCAAACAGCUGCACGACGAGGCCCGCAAGUGGUCCAGCAAGGAGGCAGUAGAGGUAGACGAUGAAGAUGAGUUUACUGAUGGUGAGGAUGACUAUGAGCCAGAGCUGCUGCUGAUGCCCUCCAACCAGCCUGUCAAUCAACCCAUGCUGGCGGCUGCCCAGGCUCUGCACCAGGAGGCGCGCAAGUGGUCCAGCAAGGGUAACGACAUCAUCGCAGCUGCCAAGCGAAUGGCUCUUCUGAUGGCCGAGAUGUCCCGGCUGGUGCGUGGCGGCAGUGGCAACAAGCGAGCGCUGAUCCAGUGCGCCAAGGACAUUGCCAAAGCAUCGGAUGAGGUGACGAGACUCGCCAAGGAAGUGGCCAAGCAGUGCACGGACAGACGCAUCAGGACGAACCUGCUGCAGGUGUGUGAGCGGAUCCCCACCAUCAGCACUCAGUUGAAGAUCCUAUCCACGGUGAAAGCAACCAUGCUGGGUAGAACAAACAUUAGUGAGGAGGAGUCCGAGCAGGCCACAGAGAUGCUGGUCCACAACGCCCAGAACCUGAUGCAAUCCGUGAAGGAGACGGUCAGGGAAGCUGAGGCGGCCUCCAUCAAGAUCCGCACGGACGCAGGAUUCACCCUCCGCUGGGUGCGCAAGACUCCCUGGUACCAGUGAACGCAGCAGUGACUUUGUAAACAGCAGCACACACUACGUAUAAAGAGUGAAAAAAAAGAAGUAGCAACAUAGACAUACUGUAGAUGAUUCUCCAUCAUCCACUGUAGAUGUGCUUCAUUUAAAGCUUCUUUUGUCCCUUUUUAAAGUGGACACAAAAGAAGCAUCUUUAUUAAUAUAUAUUUUUGGUAUGUUGAUUGCAAGUAGCUAUAUAUUUUUUGCAUGAAGAUGUUUUCUAUUUUCUAAAAGGCAACUUGAAACAUUGUGAUAGGACUUUUGUGUUUCACAGAGCUUUGUUUCUUAACAAUGAAGUGUUUCGUGUGUGUGUGUGUGUGUGUGUACACUCAUCUGUGAGAGAUAUUCACUGACUUUAAAACAUUUAAGUGCAGCGCGCUCCCGAUCUCAUGUUUACUUUGACAAUUAACGCUGCUCUUAACUGAUUGAAGACCUGCGUGUGAAUUUCAAGGUGUGGCGUCAUCACCUACAUUUAUUUGGUGACGCUUAUACUUGAACUAUGAAGUCUUCUGGAUUAGAAAUCCUUGGCAAAGAAGUGUGUAAUUCCAUAAAUGAGUGACUGCUGAUAAAAUGGCAGAUUUAGUUGAUUGAAGUAUUUGCAGAGCGUUGGUUAUGUGUGUGUGUGUGUGUGUGUGUGUGUGUGUGUGUGUGGACGUGUGUGACAGUAUGGAGGAACCCAUGAUGAGUCAUAGGGAUGGGCAUAAUGAUACAUUUUAGUCUUGUGGAAUUUAUUGCUAAUUAGUUGUUUUCUUUAGGUCAAAAUGGUGUUCAGUCUCAACUAGUUUUCUGUCUAAAGCUAACCAACAGCAUUUUGGCUAUAGGAAGAUUAGCUUCAUCCACGCUAUGUACACGACUCCUCCACGCAACAUUCAGUUCAAUACAGCACUGGCAUGGAAACAGGAAUAACAAAUAUUCAGAUAAUGGAAAAAUUUGAAAUUAACAUUUUCCCCAUAGUCAAUCAAGGAAAUGUAGUCAAAUGUCCAUCCCUAUUUAAAUGUGAAGUUUUUAUGGCUGCUGAUUUUUUAUUUUUUAAUUAUUUUGAAGCAAAAUGUUGCAUUUGACAUUGAAUUACUACAUUUUAAAGCUAUAAUUCAUUCAAAGAGCCCACCACCACACAUUUUUAUUUUAUCCUACUUCAUAUAUUUUCUAGUUACGUAUAACAUUUAUUUUCAUGUACUAUUUCCUUAACAGUUGAAAUGUUUUGGUGUCACAAUUUAACAAAAUUACAUGCAACGAGCGCCGCACUCCAUACCUUUUAAGCUGUUGUUUCACUUUUACUUUAUUAUAUAAAGUAUUUUGUAUGAUUGCUGGGCAAAUGUAACUGUUAAAUGGAGCAUCAGUGUGUGUGUGUGUGUGCGCGUCAAUAUAAAGGAGCACGCUAUUAAAGGGACAGAAUGUAGUGAGCAUGUAGCAUCCGCUUUCUCAGAGCGACAGGGUGUUUGAAUAUGAUUACAGUAUCCAUGUACUGUGAUGUGUCCCAUGCACCCGGAUUGUAUCCUGAGAGUUUAUGGCCACUCAAACACAUGCGCUGUUUGUGCCUUGGAAUAAAAAGACUGAUUAUGAAUGACAA